UCAAAAAAAUUGGGAAAUUGUCCUUCAAUUCUAGGUUUGUCACUUCGCUGAAACAGGUUUUCUUCCGACUUCCACCCUCUUUGAGUACAUUCCUGGAAUCAAUACAAAAAUUCCAGUGAAAAAAAUGUCAGAUAAGGAAUCACAAGAAAGCGAUAAACACAAAACUGGCAAGGACCGAGACAGAUCCCGAUCGCCUCAACGGCCAUCACCUAAAGUAGAUAAUAUAGGAAUGAUAGCUAAAAAUCGUUUAAAGAACAUGAGUAUACAAAAGAAAUUAACAGCUUUGAAGUCGACGUCUAGCCCGAAACCGAAGAUGUCGGUCGCGGCCGCAUUUAAUCUAGACAGCGACGACGAACCGGAGGAAAUGCCGCCGGAGGCACGGAUGCGAAUGCGUAACAUCGGGCGAGAUACCCCGACGUCUUCGGGUCCAAAUUCGUUCGGCAAAACGAAACACGGCUUUUCGGACGCGAAGAAGCUGUUCGAAAAGAAUCUAAAAGACGCGAUGGAUAGCGCUCUAGCAGACGAUUAAUUUUAGUGUAAUUCUUAUUUAUUGGACUGUUUCAUAGGUAGAAUAAAAGUACGAAAUUAAGUCAA
Molecule: messenger RNA, 594 nt
Organism: Photinus pyralis (common eastern firefly)
Lineage: Eukaryota; Metazoa; Arthropoda; Insecta; Coleoptera; Lampyridae
Product: PEST proteolytic signal-containing nuclear protein-like
Exons: 3
Coding region: 125-529 (134 amino acids)
Biological process (GO): proteasome-mediated ubiquitin-dependent protein catabolic process; protein ubiquitination
Cellular component (GO): nucleus
Source: RefSeq, a predicted model, not a curated record